Messenger RNA from Anopheles moucheti, 1985 nucleotides. RefSeq names its product lachesin-like. The coding region runs from base 71 to 1180 and encodes 369 amino acids. Gene Ontology annotation, biological process: axon guidance; dendrite self-avoidance; homophilic cell-cell adhesion. NCBI's taxonomy places the organism in Eukaryota, Metazoa, Arthropoda, Insecta, Diptera, Culicidae. The record is from RefSeq and is a predicted model, not a curated record. Gene Ontology annotation, cellular component: plasma membrane; axon. Gene Ontology annotation, molecular function: cell-cell adhesion mediator activity. The transcript is spliced from 4 exons.
CAUAAAUUACACACUUUUCCCCCGUGUGCGCAGUGUAUCUGCAGUUCUGCUGCACUGUUCCCUACGCAGGAUGUGGAUGUUACGGGUGAAUUUGCUUCUCAUUACGCUUCUUAGCGUAGGAUUGUCGCUGUCAAGCGCACAGCAGGCGUCGUCGAGCCCGAGCAUCGUUUUUAUCAGCCCGGAGCAGAUCAAAGACAUUGGCGAGCAAGUGACGCUCAACUGUUCGAUCGCGAACGUGAAGAACUACAUCGUCGGCUGGCAGAAGAGCAACCGGGACCGGACGAAGGAAAGCAACAUCAUCUCGCUCGGUGUACAGCUGGCCGUUACGGAGGAUCGUUUCCGGUUGAACUUUACCAAGGAAAACAAUGCCGCUAACUAUGUGCUGGAGAUUCAUGACAUCGUCAACACGGAUGCCGGUUUGUACGAGUGCCAGAUACAGGUGAACAGUACGAGCAAGAUCACGAAAACGGUUGAGCUGCAGGUACGGCAUCCACCGAUGCUGCUCGAGAACCAGCACACAAACACGCUCACCAAGGCGGAAGGAGAAGACGCACAGCUGGUGUGCCGUGCCGAAGGAUACCCACGCCCUUCCAUUACUUGGCGCCGUGAGUACAACGCUAUCCUGCCGAUCGGUGGUCAAACAUACACCGGCAAUGAGCUGCGCCUGAACGGGCUUCGUCGGGAGGACCGUGGUACGUACUACUGCACGGCUGAUAACGGUGUGGGACGGACCGAUACGAAGACAAUCACACUCGAGGUAGAGUUUGCACCGGUCAUUCGUGUGCCUCGGCCAAAGGUAGCCCAAGCAAUCGAUUACGACAUAGACGUGGAGUGUGUGGUACAGGCAUUUCCGGCUCCGGCCAUCGCCUGGUACCGCGAUGGCAAACAAAUCCACAACGGUGGUUCGUACAGUAUCUCGCAGAUUGGAUCACCGGAUGAUGUUACGACGUCGGUGGUGAAGGUCUAUUCCGUUGCGUCCGAGCAUUAUGGCGACUACGUGUGCAAGGCCACCAAUAAGGUCGGACAAGCUGAAGCUCGGUUGAAUCUGUUCGAGCAAAACGUUCCCAACAUCAAUUAUUCCGGUUUGAAAUGGACUAAUGGAGGCACCCCGAUGCGGACAGUAGUGCUCGGACAUAUGCUUAUCGUUGUAACAACGUUACUGUUAGCAACGCUCUUGUGAAUAGGUCGCUGGAAAACGGAUGGCCCACAGGGUAACACUUGGUGCCAUGCGUGCUUUUUUAGCUUCCUGUCAAGAACUGGACGAUGAUUCCAUUUUCCUAGCGGAAAGCAACCAUUCAUCAGCACUAUUUCCAUCAAAACGGACAGUGAAAAGCAUCUCAUAAUUCUUCAAAGAUAAUCAGGAAUAACUACUAACUCUAUCCUUCGUUUUCUGUACUGUGGAUAUUGAAACUUAAAAAGAAAACAUUACAGCAUCUUCUGUUAAAAAGCUCAUCUUACCCUUCCUCAUUGGGCUCUUUCCGGUGAAAGGGCCUGUGUCUUGAACCUAGAGUGCAAAAGCGAAGUACAUUCCCGAACCGACGGAAGCGCAUAUCCCGCCUCCCGGCGGCUGUAGGCUGUUUGAAGCGAUGGUACAAUUUUACUCAGACAAAAACAAAACAAACAAAAGCGACCAGUAAACGAGUAGAACGUAGGUAGUAUUGCGGUAUAGAAUGGCGAUAUAUUUUGUGUGAGCCUAUUCGUAUAUUGGCGUAUCAUAGAGACGGGAAGCAAUUUCGAGCUAGAAAACAAUUUUAAUAUAACGUCUUCACCCUUUCGUCACUAGAUAAAUCGUAGAACAAAACGGAACAAAACAAAACAAAAGAAAAAAUAGACUGCAGGGACGAUGCGAUGGCAUGAAUUACAAAGCCAUACCUUUCCUUUCUGAUUACUCUCUUUCUGUCUCUGAUUAGGCUAAGAAUUUAUGCAAUAGUUAAACAAAAACACCGAAGAAAGCGUACAUUUGGAAUAAAAUCGAAACAUUGCUG